AUGGAAGCACUCUACGAUCAGGGAAAGGCUCGAGCAAUUGGAGUCUGUAAUUUUUCAUCAAAGAAGUUGGGUGACCUUUUGGAGAUUGCAAGGGUGCCUCCGGCUGUUGAUCAGGUGGAAUGUCAUCCCAUAUGGCAACAGACUAAGUUACGGAAUUCUGUAACUCGAAGGGCCUGGUCGCCAUUAGGUUCACCGGGGACACAGUGGAUUGCAGGAACAGUCCUCAAGCAUCCAAUGGGACAUGGUAUCCUUCGCAAGAGCACAUCCAAAGAGAGAAUCAGAGAGAACUUUGAUGUCUUUGACUGGUCCAUCCCUGAUGAUUUGCUUACUAAGUUUUCUGAAAUCAAGCAGGAAAGAUUGGUUAAAGGUGAAUUCUACGUGAGCCAAGAUGGACCAUUCAAGUCCAUUGAGGACCUCUGGGAUGGUGAGGUCUGA
Molecule: messenger RNA, 435 nt
Organism: Oldenlandia corymbosa var. corymbosa
Lineage: Eukaryota; Viridiplantae; Streptophyta; Magnoliopsida; Gentianales; Rubiaceae
Source: the annotation of a GenBank genome assembly